AUGAGUUCCGCGCCCCAUCUCAUGCCAGCGGUGUACGACUACCACCGAGUUAUCAGCGUAAGAGAACUCAGACGAGACUUCCCCAAGAGCGCUAUCGACGGGCUCCUGAACAAGCCUCAGCCUCCGGGCAUAUACUCGUGCCAUUACGAGUGCUGCAUUUGUUUGGGAUAUGGGAAGUUUGAGGUGGUCAAACAGGCGAUUCGUCACAGGGCGGUGGUGGACCGCAAGAAGUAUAUGGUCACUCCGUGCAAUCACAUCUUCCACGCCAAGUGCUUGAGCCUGUGGAUGAUGCGGAAGUUGAAGUGUCCCAUGUGUGAAAAGGUGUUGCCUGAAUUUGUGGUAACGGACGCUAUCGGGUCAAUGGGGAAUCCCAUCGACGUCCUUCAGUCCCUGGACUCAUCUGAAUGA
This is a messenger RNA of Diutina rugosa, 408 nucleotides long. RefSeq lists its product as uncharacterized. Lineage: Eukaryota; Fungi; Ascomycota; Pichiomycetes; Serinales; Debaryomycetaceae. Bases 1 to 408 code for a protein of 135 amino acids. Gene Ontology annotation, molecular function: zinc ion binding. The record is from RefSeq and is a predicted model, not a curated record. The transcript has a single exon.